ACCGGCGAUAUCUUCUCAAAAAAUAGCACUGGAGCUUAUUUUGAGGAUUGUCUUUUUUUCCCCCCUUCAGAAUUUGAACUUAUACGUGACAAAAUGUCUUUGAAACUUCUUCCAAGUCUUUUAAAGACUUUAAAUAUUUCUUCUGUGACAUGUUUGAGAAAGCUACCAGGUCAAGGAAGUUUAUCUUUAUCGUAUAAUUUCCAUACAAGCAAGACUGAUUAUAAAGUUGAAAAAUGGACAGACCAGAAUGAGUGGGUUUAUCCUCCUUUGAAACCUGAUGAACCUAGAAGACCAGCAUGGAUCUGUCACUUAAGGGAAAAUAUUAAAUACUCUCCGAAAAAAAUGUGGUAUGUGGCAUGCCUUGUUAGAGGUAUGUCAGUUGAUGAAGCAAUCAAGCAACUGACAUUUGUUCCUAUGAAAGGUGCAUACAUUGUCAAAGAGGUUAUUCAAGAAGCUCAAGAAUUAGCAGUAAAGGAACAUAAUGUAGAAUUCAAGAGUAAUCUUUGGGUUGCUCAAUCAUUUGUUGGAAAAGCUAACAUUAUUAAAGGCAUAAGGAGACAUGCCAAAAUGAGAUUUGGUUUAGUACAUUAUAGAUAUUGUCAUUAUUUCGUGAGACUUGUGGAAGGACCACCUCCUAAACAUUAUUACAAACCUGAACUUACAGGAGAUGAAAAGCUUAAAGAAUAUUUUGACGAGCUCAGAUCUCGCAGAAUUCAUAGAACACUCUAAAAUUGUUGUAUUUUGUGUAAUAAUUCAUUAAAAUAUUUUAAACAUUGUA
This is a messenger RNA of Parasteatoda tepidariorum (common house spider), 778 nucleotides long. It is a transcript of the gene mRpL22, whose product is annotated as mitochondrial ribosomal protein L22. Gene Ontology annotation, cellular component: mitochondrial large ribosomal subunit; ribosome. Gene Ontology annotation, molecular function: structural constituent of ribosome. Lineage: Eukaryota; Metazoa; Arthropoda; Arachnida; Araneae; Theridiidae. The record is from RefSeq and is a predicted model, not a curated record. Gene Ontology annotation, biological process: translation.